AUGAUCCCAUCUCCUCAUUUAAGAAGUGAAGGACAAAACAUUAUUAAAACAAUUAUUGUUCCUAGGGUUGUUAAGUCAUGCUCUCAUGAAACCCUCAUAAAAAUUGCAGCUGCUAUUGACUUAGAAUUAAUUAAUGGAAGUGCAAUUUCACGAAUUGCUGAUGUUAGUUGGAAGAGUAGCGUUGAAGAUGGUGUUUUAAUAAAUUCUAAAAUAAAAGGAGAUUUAUGGAAUAAAAUUGAAGAACAUCAAUUUUCAAACGAAAAUGAAAAACAUCAGGCUUUGUUGUGUUGUUUCAAAUAUGGAAAUAUUGAAUUUGAUAAAGUACUUAAUUACAUUAAAAAAAUUGGAGGAGUUAGAGAGAACGGUGUUAAUGGGUUAGAUUUAAAUGAAAGAGUUCAGUAUUAUGAAAAAAUUAAUCAAACUCACCAAUUAUUGCAACAAUUAAUUCUUUCUUUUAAAUUAGGAUUAGCACCUAUUUCUAAUCAAUUGUUACAUAUUUUACUUCAACAUUUUGCUCUUAUUAAUCAAUUACCACCAGUAACUAUUUCAUUAUUAUUUACUACUAUCACUGUACUAAUGGAUAAUAUUAAAGGAAUAUUAAUGACUCGUAUUUCAUUACUUCUUCCUUUAUUCCUUGAAUUUAUAAAACAAAAUAAAUUAAAUGAAAGAUACCAUUCAAUUAUUCUUCAAGCAAAAUCAAUUGUUCAAUCCCUAUCUUUAGAAUCAAAACCUUUCUUAAAUAAACAAGACAGUGAAAUAAUGGCAGAAUUACAACAAUUAUUAAUUUGA
Messenger RNA from Entamoeba dispar SAW760, 789 nucleotides. RefSeq lists its product as uncharacterized. The coding region runs from base 1 to 789 and encodes 262 amino acids. The record is from RefSeq and is a predicted model, not a curated record. Lineage: Eukaryota; Evosea; Mastigamoebida; Endamoebidae. The transcript has a single exon.